UGAUGAUAUGAGGGAGCUUAUGGAUACCAUUGACCAGUCAACUGCAACAGAUUCUGAGCCAAAAACUAACGACAACGAGUCCUCUGCCAAGUCAUCAGAAACUGAAGAAAACGACUUGGACAAAAUGCCUAAUGAAAUACCAUACAGGAAGCGAAAUCUGUUUGGUUUUUGGUGGCUUGGCUUGUGUAACAACUUUGCCUACGUUAUAAUGCUUAGUGCUGCCCAUGAUAUCCUCAGAGAGCAGGGAGAAGGCGGCCACUCCAGUGACACCAGUUCUAAUACUACAACCCUUGCCCCAGUGAAUAAUAGCUAUGAGAAGCUUCAGUGUAACCAGAUAUCAACAGGGGCAAUCCUUCUGGCUGAUAUAUUACCAACUUUGCUCAUCAAAUUAACUGCUCCUUUCUAUGUUCAACAACUCAGUUACAGGUUCAAGGUUUCCACAGUGACCUUCUUUUGCCUUCUAAGCUUUGUACUAGUGGGAUUUUCUCAAGGAAUCUGGAUGAGUAUUACAGGGGUGGUAUGUGCCAGUAUCGGAGGAGGACUAGGGGAAGUAACCUACCUCAGCUACUCGGCAUUUUUCCACAGGAAUGUGGUGUCAGCCUACUCCUCAGGAACAGGUGGUGCUGGUGUGUUUGGGGCUCUGGUGUAUGCAGGACUGACCACUGCAGGCCUCUCUCCUAAAGCUACAACACUUUGUAUGGUCAUCAUACCUAUCAUCAUGGCUGUCAAUUUUUUCCUGGUGAUCAAAAGACCCCCGGGAUCUUCUACCCAGGAUUCUACAGACAGCUCAUUACUACUGAUGGAGGAGACUAAAAAGUCAAAGCGGAUGGUAUUAACAGCAAAGCAGAAAGUAGCUCUGAUUGUGCCAUUGCUGAAAUACAUGGUGCCACUGAUGUUUGUAUAUUUUGCUGAGUACUUCAUCAACCAGGGUUUGCAUGAAAUCUUAUAUUUCAAUAACAUCUGGCUGACAAAAUCGGAGCAGUAUAGGUGGUACCAGGUUGAUUACCAACUUGGAGUGUUUAUAUCAAGGUCGUCGGUGAAUGUGAUCGAAAUAAAGAAACUGUGGCUUUUACCUAUCCUCCAGUUUAUCAACAUGGGGCUUCUACUGCUACAAGUAUUCUAUCAGUUCAUACCUAGUAUUUGGAUUGUGCUUGCCAUCGUCCUAUACGAGGGUCUAUUGGGAGGAGCUGCAUUUGUGAACACAUUUUUCAGGAUUUCUAAGAAGGUAGAACCAGAGUAUAGAGAGUUUAGUAUGGGAGUAGCCUCAAUGGCUGACUCUGUGGGGAUUGCAGUAGCUGGUGCUGUGACCAUCCCGAGCCACAACAAAAUUUGUGCCUUAAAUAUUCUUGUUCCUAAAUAAUCUCACUUUUAUUUAAUUGCUUGUUUCUACUUGAUGAAGGAGAUAUUAUUGUUUGAAAUCAAUGUUUAGAUCUGUCAUUGACUUUUAUCAUUUUUCUUGUUGG
This is a messenger RNA of Ylistrum balloti, 1463 nucleotides long. RefSeq names its product battenin-like. The coding region runs from base 8 to 1360 and encodes 450 amino acids. Gene Ontology annotation, biological process: lysosome organization; regulation of intracellular pH. Gene Ontology annotation, cellular component: lysosome; membrane. The transcript is spliced from 15 exons. The record is from RefSeq and is a predicted model, not a curated record. NCBI's taxonomy places the organism in Eukaryota, Metazoa, Mollusca, Bivalvia, Pectinida, Pectinidae.